This is a messenger RNA of Micromonas commoda, 333 nucleotides long. RefSeq lists its product with no specific name. The record is from RefSeq and is a predicted model, not a curated record. The transcript has 2 exons. Bases 1 to 333 code for a protein of 110 amino acids. Lineage: Eukaryota; Viridiplantae; Chlorophyta; Mamiellophyceae; Mamiellales; Mamiellaceae.
AUGUCGGGACUGGACGAAUACGACUACCUGAUAUACCCGGGCUUCAUGCGUCGCCCCAUGGCGCGCUGGAACGAGGACGGCAGCGUCGCGCCGAUGGCCCGCGCGCGCGGGCCCAAGGGGGAGGCUUUCCAGCUCACGCUCAAGCAAUCGGAGAUUGACGAAGACAUCGCGCACAUAGAGUACGAGAUUGGGAUCGGGAAGAAGCCCAAGAAGAAGAGGACCGGUCCCCCGUUGAACCCGAAGCUGGAAGCCGUGAAGAAACAGGAGGAGGAGGAGAGGGUGGCGUCGGAGAGCGAGAGGGAGGAGCAGGACGGGGAUUCGGACAAGAAAUAG